Molecule: messenger RNA, 703 nt
Organism: Radiomyces spectabilis
Lineage: Eukaryota; Fungi; Mucoromycota; Mucoromycetes; Mucorales; Radiomycetaceae
Exons: 3
Coding region: 40-321 (93 amino acids)
Source: RefSeq, a predicted model, not a curated record
GUCGACUGGUACUGGUUUCAAGAACUCGACACAGGUCGCAUGCAUUCUGUUGAUGCUAUUUAUCUUGCAACUAACAACCUCCCGCGGUCGCAACGGUUCAAGCCGGAGAAUGGGAACGUCUUUGGCGUGAUCCCUGGGCCGCAUGAACAUAUGGGUUACGUAUGGCAAAAAAAAAUGGUCGUGGGAAUGCGAGCGUUCAAUUCUUUGGUCACGGCGUCGAUGCGCCUGGACAAACACACCAGCGACGGAUCAUUUUUAUACCAGCUCUCAUACCAAGAUAUGUCUUGGACUGGUACAAUAUACUUUGUGAUAUUUCUUUGAAUCGAUCGUAAAUCAUGAUCGAUCUAUAUGUUUCGUCAAGUCCGCUCAAACUUGGAUUGCCUCUCAACUUUUGCCAUGCGUCGCUCCUCAUCUGAGUUGGCCUCGAACUUGAAAUACCAGCCCGCAUCUAUUUGGACUCUCUGCGACCAAGACAGUACCCAGCAGGCCUUAUCACAAGACAAAUUCGGUUCUAUGCUAUUCCGGCAUAACAAGUCAUUUGUUAGCUCGCACUGACCUCUAUAAAUGCCAAUAUCUUGGAGAAUGUUGAUCGACUAAUAGAGAUUAUUUUUGAGGAAAAAGAAAGACCAUCGAAAUAAUGGUUUGAACCGCCAAUCGAUGGACCUAGCAAACAAGCUGAGCCUUUAGCCCGAAAUUAUAACAC